AAAGUCUAUUAUCUUAAAUUUACCAACUCUACACCAAACAAAAUCAAUUUGUUUAAAAUAAAAACAGAAUAUUCUCUCAUUCAAAUAAGCGUUGUUCUGAAUUAGCAUAAUAAAUUAAUUGAGUUUGGACUGGAGUGGCUUUUUGUGAAAGUGUAUUGCCAAGUUUGAAAUUAGUUCGUCAGUUGGCGCAGACCAAUUGAAUCUUGCAGACCUCAGAUCGAGUUCAAGUUUGAGCGAAACAAUCACAACUGCAGUCUGCGCCAAUUGUACGAGAAGCCAUUACCACCGUUCAAGGACUUUCAUUCCGUUCCCAAUAAGCCGUCGUAUGUACUUUCAAUUGUGCAAAUUCAACGAUGCAGCAUUCUUUCCGCAAGAGCAGACCGGCACUAUUCCAUUUUCCAAUUCACAUGCCGCGUGCGCUUUGAUUUUCUCUUUUGAUCGUCCGCUGCAACGAUAUCGUUUUAUUGCUCUGGAGUGUCAUGGCGUGUGUGCACCGUCGCCUUUAACAUUAUGAUAGCCAGCACGUUUUUCGCCAUUGCCACUACGCCAGAGUGGAUUUUUCGCUCCGGCAGCGCGCGGGGGCGAAGAGAAGCAAGUUUAUUUGACAGCUCUCGCCCUCUCGCCGUAAUGAGGACGUGAUUUCGAGUGCUUUCUUCCUCUGCUGCAGCUUGCCGUCGAUCCCGAGCAGCCAGCAACUCUGCUCGCGCCCCUCCAAGGGUAAAUCGGGUGGCAAGGGUCGCCGAUGCAAAGAUAGCGGCCGCCCUGCAGCAGCGGCGGCGGCCAUAUCCGCGCCGCCCCUUUGUUAUCCGCGGCAUCAUCAGGAAAAAUUCGAGCUGAGCAAGAGUCAACGAUUUAUGGAUCGUGACUACAUGCAGCAGAUGGAGCGCCGAUUAGUCGAGCAGCAUGAGGAGGCCAUCCAGAAGAGGAUCAAAAAGAGACAGGCUGAGGAGGCGCUUCGCGAGCGGCAGAUGAUCCAGGCCGGGCUGAUCGCCGACCCGCACAAAAUUCCUCCGCUUCCGAGGGACGUGCCGCGGCGGACGGCCCCUCAACGGACUUCAGAGGCCGGCAGUGCCAGGCACGCGAAGACGCAGCGGCCGCCUCCAAAACGGUUGCAGCAGCUGCACGCCGCCAAGCUGAAUAACGAGCAGCCCGUGGAAAACCAGAAGAAGAAAAACGAGCAGGCAGGACAGCUCAGUGAGCAGGAAAACCUGGACGAAGCGUGCCCAACGCAGGACGCGGCGCCUGCAGUUACGUCACGUCGGCCCCGACUGGCCAUCCUCCUUCAAGCGUGCAAAGCCGUGGUCGGCGUCGGUCACCUGCUGAAUGGCAGCAUGUCCAAGACAGACACGAUCGAAAUCGUCGAAAGCGGCGCCGCGGAGGGAGACGCUGACGACGACGAAGAAGCGGUGCAGAAAGCUGCUGCGGAGUUGAGCAAGCUGGAUGACAAGUACGAGUCACCGCUCAUCGCACGGCUUCGCAAAGUGGAGAAUGUCGAGGAGCUGUACCGCCUGGCCGAGGAGAUAGUCGCCCGGACCAAGAACUGACUUGCCUGCACACACAUAAGCACACACGCGCACACCCAACAGUAAAGUCGUCGUCGUCGUCGUUUGUCCUCAUCUUUUCGUCAGCAGUCUUACCUCAUCUCGGAUGUUGCACGUGUUGAACGCAGCGUUGCUUGUGCUCCUUGGAGCCACUCACUCGAGCCAACAGCUGCCGAAUAACAACCUGCAAAACAACGAGGCGCCCUUCCUCCUCUCAGACCUGCCCUUCCUCGACUCAAACAAUUUC
Cloeon dipterum is the source of this 1788-nucleotide messenger RNA. RefSeq lists its product as uncharacterized. The record is from RefSeq and is a predicted model, not a curated record. The coding region runs from base 855 to 1544 and encodes 229 amino acids. The transcript is spliced from 5 exons. NCBI's taxonomy places the organism in Eukaryota, Metazoa, Arthropoda, Insecta, Ephemeroptera, Baetidae.